AUGGAAUGCGUACCCAGUGAUUCUUGUCUCUUCAAUAAUACGGUGAAUGAGUGAAGCGUGUGUAAGAAUGUCUUCAAGCUUGUUCCCACUCUCCAUUUGAUUUUGUAUAAGCUCUUCUAUGUUGAAGAGAUUUACCCUCAUCAGAGCACUUUUAGGCUAUCUAGUGUUGCUGGAGUUGCAGUUGCCAAUAGUUGAAUCUGUUCCCCGUUUUGCACCAUAACCAUUUCAUGCUUUUCUUUCUGCUAGCAAUGCACUUCAUUAUAUGUUUAAAAGUUAAAUAUAUAACGUUUAUAAUUGAGUGGUUCCCGUAAUUUGUCAGUUAUGGGCAUCUAUCCUUCAGUUAUGCAAUUUUUCCAAUGACAAGGGACCAUCUACUCAUUGACUGCUCUUUCUCUAAAGCUAUAUGGACAUCUAUUCUUAAGUUAUGCAAUUUUUCUAGAAUGCCUGGCUUGUGGGAAGAAGAUUUGGACUGGUCAUCACCUCUUUUUAAGGCAAAUCCUCCGGUUGUUUUUUGUAUAAGCUAGCUUGGAAUGCCUUUGAUUAUCUUAUAUGGAGAGCUAGGAGUAACAGAAUCCAUAAAUCUCACAGCUAUUCAGUCUGUGAGGUUAGUCAUGAUAUCAAAUGUGAUGUGAGACAUAGAUUGUCUAUGGAAAGUAAACUUGCUGUUUGUUCUAGUGCUCAUAAAUCUCUUCAUUCGUAUUGGGGGACCAUUGCUAGUAGUUUUCUGUGAGGGCUUGUAUGCAGGAUCGGUCCACCUUCUAGUGUCUGUGCUGCAACAAUUAUUUCUUCCUUAUCAAACCAAAAUGUUACACAUAUGUAAUUGAGUGAUUCCGUUAUUUGUCUGUUAAAUAUUUCUCUGAAUGAUAAAUAUCAAUCCAAAUACGAACAAGCUUCUAAAGCUCAGCAAGAAAAAGAUAAAUGUCAUUCUACAGCUCAAUCGGAGGACGAUGAACUACUGGCAAAAGCUCUCCAAGAAAGUUUAUAUGUAGAAGAUCCAUCUAGUCAUGGUAAUGGAAAAUCAUUUCAACCUCAUCGGAUUUCAUCUUCGGGCUCGAGAUGAUGAAUAUCAAUCCAAAUACAAACAAGCUUCUAAAGCCCUGCUAGAAAUAGACAAACUUCAUGCUAAAGCUCAGUUGGUGGAGGAUGAACUACUGGCCAUAGCUCUCCAAAAAAGUUUAAAUGUAGAAGAAGAUCGAUCUAGACACAGCAAUGGAAAUUCACUUCAAAUUCAUCCAGUUUCAUCUUCAGGCUCGAGAAUCUGUGCUGGUUGCAAGAGUCAGAUUGGUCCUGAAUAUUUCAAGAGUUAUAUGGGUGCUGAUUGGCAUCCGGAAUGCUUUCGCUGCCACGCAUGUGAUCUUCCAAUUGAAGAUCUCAAGAUUUCAGAGUCCGGGGACCACCUCUAUCAUGAAUCAUGCUACAAAGAACACCAUCAUCUAAGAUGUGACGUUUGCAAGAAUUAUCUGCCAGUAAACAAUGAAGGAUUCGAGUACUCGGUUCAUCGUUUCUGGAUGCAAACAUAUUGCCAAAUACAUGAGCAAGAUGGGACUCCAAUCUGUUGUAGUUGUGAGAGGAUGGAACCAAGAGACAAGAGAUACUCGUCGCUGGAUGAUGGUCGAAAGCUAUGUCAAGGGUGUCAAGACUCUGCGAUUAUGAAUACCAAUGCGUGUCAACCUCUUUAUCUGGAAAUACAAGGAUUCUAUCAUCGUAUGAAUAUGAAAGUGGAAGAGCAGAUUCCUCUACUCUUGGAGGCAAGACAAGAGCUGAAUGAUGCAAUAGAUGGAGAAACGAAUGGACAUCAUCACUCACAUGAAACUAGAGGACUAUGCGUAAGGGAAGGACGGAAUGUUCCCAAUGCUACCCGAAGGCCAAGAAUUGGAGUAAACCACCAAAUUACCGAUAUGGUAACUGAACCUUAUAAGCCGGUUCAUGCAAUCCUCAUUUUGUAUGGUCUCCCUAGGCUGUUGACAGGUUCAGUCCUUGCUCAUGAGAUGAUGCAUGCUUGGCUUCAACUAGAAGGUUAUCCUAACCUUAGUCCAGAGGUUGAAGAAGGCAUUUGUCAAGUUUUGGCUCAUAUGUGGUUGAAUUCUGAGAUCAAUUCAAGCCCCACAAAUGAUGUUUCCUCAUCCUCAUUGCCGUCAUCUUCCUCUUCGUCAACAACAUCGAAGAAGGCCAAAUAUUCUGACUUUGAGAUACAACUUGGCAAGUACUUCAAGCAUCAAAUAGAGACUGAACCUUCAAUGGCCUAUGGAGAGGGAUUCAGGUCAGGAAACAAGGCAGUGGAGGAGCAUGGCCUUAGGAAAACUCUCGAUCACAUUCGACUGACGGGGACCUAUCCACUGUGAUUUAUUAGGUGGCUGUCUGUGGAACUUUUGUUUUCAGUGGUUAGUCGCCAUGCAUUAGUGACUUAAUACAGCACGAGCAAGAGCAUCAGUAGAUCUUAUGAAUAUAUCCGCGUUGAAAUUUGCUUGACGAUUAUAUGGCAGAUGUCAGAACCAGAGGUAUAGUACAGAUAUGAUAUUUUACUUAUUGAAGUAACAGAAAUGGUGUCCGUGGAAGUGAAUAUGUACAUGCUUGUAUGAUUUUUUAGCU
Messenger RNA from Syzygium oleosum, 2589 nucleotides. RefSeq names its product protein DA1-related 1-like. The coding region runs from base 1005 to 2342 and encodes 445 amino acids. The transcript is spliced from 10 exons. Gene Ontology annotation, molecular function: ubiquitin binding. The record is from RefSeq and is a predicted model, not a curated record. Lineage: Eukaryota; Viridiplantae; Streptophyta; Magnoliopsida; Myrtales; Myrtaceae.